Molecule: messenger RNA, 613 nt
Organism: Melampsora larici-populina 98AG31
Lineage: Eukaryota; Fungi; Basidiomycota; Pucciniomycetes; Pucciniales; Melampsoraceae
Exons: 1
Coding region: 274-465 (63 amino acids)
Source: RefSeq, a predicted model, not a curated record
GACACACAGACAGCAAAGAGUUAAAAAGAGAAAACGCAGACUAGAAUAAAGUGAGAGACUGUAGCCAGGAAACAUAUCAAAUAAGAACAUAUUUGAAAAAGACACGUAUAGAGAUGAGCAAUUGUAUGAGAAAGUGUAUUUGAGAGAACAGCAUGUUUAUUUGAAAUGAGGAUAGAAAAAGAGAAGACAACUUUAUUCGUAGCAAGUAAUAACCAAUAACCAACACCACUUCCUCAAGAUGGAAUAUUCACACUAGUAAUCUAUCAAUCAGUUAUGCCAGAAGAGAAGAGAAGAGAAAUCAGACUGCUCUCAAGAUACACAGGAAAAAAGGCCGUUGAUCUGCCAAUGCUGACCCAUCCCCCUAAACUCCAAAGGCGGACUUCGAGAGAGCACAGUCUCCUAGGUAUUGGGGAGAGCCUGAUGGGAAGCUUCCAAUCUUUGGUAGAAACUAUAUUACAACAUUGAGCAUUGCACACGACAUUUAGAAUUGAAGAGAAAAGUAAACCACAUUACAUAUAAACAUGAUAUAUCAACUCAGGCGGCAAGUCCAUUAGGCAUUUGAUAUCCACACAGAUGGUAUAAUGGUUCUAAAUUCAAUGACUCUGCCCCCAAG